GCCAUAUACUCUCCCUUCCCCUCAUUUACUAACCAUUUUCUCUCCCUAACUAUUCAGAGCAGCCCUUUCAUAUUUCACAAUUUUUUCUUCCCCCCCCCGGUUCCUCUCUCUCUAAAAACAAGAAUAAGUUGAAGACUAUGCUCUGCUUUCUGGAAAUUGAAGGAGCUACUGUAGGUUUCUAUUGUGAGCAUUCAAAACGGCAAAGUUUUUACAUAUCCUAUUCUCCUCAUCAUCCAUAUCCAGAACAGCUUGGCAUGUCGUUGGUCUCGCGAGCUGUCCUCUUGCUAAAGCUUGGUCCUUGGUGCCUUGAUUGUUUUCCUGGGAGGAGCUGAAGGAGUGGGAUCAAUGCAUAUUAAUGCUUGACGAUGCCAAAGUGGAUGAACAUGGGAAUCUGAAUGACACAAAGGAUUCAAAUAUCAUGUACUUGGAUAAAGAUGGCGAAGAUCAUGAGAUCAAUAUAUCUUCUGCAAUAUGCUUUUUACGUGGUAAGGCAUAUGAAGCAUUGGAAAACCGUGUCCAGGCCCGGCAUUGGUACAAAGCUGCUAUCAAAGCCGAUCCCUUAUGUUAUGAGGCAUUGGAAUGUCUUAUUGAAAAUCACAUGCUUACAUAUGAGGAAGAGGCAAGUCUACUUGCGUCAUUACAAUUUGGUCCUGAAGAUGGAUGGCUCUCAUCAUUCUACUCAUGCUUAAUUAAAAAGUACGACAAAGAAAAUGUUGUAGAAGCAAAAUUCAGAGAACUUGAAAAAGAGAAGUGUAAUAGUAACACUUCUGAUCCAUCCUUCUUUCGUACUCUGAAAACCAACACUGACCUUCUUGCCUGCAAAGCUGAAUACUACCAUCAGUGUGGUGAAUAUCAAAAAUGCUUUGAGCUAACUUCUGUACUACUUGAAAAAGACCCUUUCCAUCUGAAGAGUACAUUGGUGCAUCUAGCCGCUGCUAUGGAACUUGGGCAUUCAAAUGAGCUCUAUCUUAUGGCAUGCAAUUUAGUGAAGGACUAUCCUCAAAAGGCCUUAUCAUGGUUUGCCGUUGGAUGUUACUAUUAUUGUAUAAAAAAGUUUGCUGAGUCACACCGUUAUUUCAGCAAGGCUACCAGUCUAGAUGGGACCUUUCCACCUGCUUGGAUUGGAUAUGGGAAUGCUUAUGCUGCUAAAGAAGAGGGUGAUCAAGCAAUGUCAGCUUAUCGCACUGCUGCUCGUUUGUUUCCAGGGUGUCAUUUACCAACUUUGUACAUUGGGAUGGAGUACAUGCGAACCAACAGCUUUAAGCUCGCUGAACAGUUUUUUAUGCAGGCGAAGACCACUUGCCCAUCAGAUCCACUAGUAUAUAAUGAACUUGGUGUUGUUGCUUAUCAUUUGAAGGAGUAUAACAAAGCUGUGUGGUGGUUUGAGAAAACUUUGGCUCAAAUUCCUUCCCCUUUAAGUGAAAUGUGGGAACCAACUGUGGUUAAUCUAGCUCAUGCAUACAGAAAACUGAAGAUGUACAAUGAAGCUAUUUCAUACUAUGAGAAAGCACUUGCAUUGUCAACCAGAAGUGUGAGUACUUAUGCAGGUCUUGCAUAUGCUUACCAUUUACAGGAUAAUUUUACGGCAGCGAUUACAUACUAUCAUAAAGCUCUAUGGCUACAACCAGAUGAUCAUUUUUGCACUGAAAUGUUAAGUUUGGCUUUAGCAGAUGAAGCCCGUGGACCACAGAACUGAUUUUUGAUGUAAUUAGGCUUAAUUAUGUUUAGUGAUACUCGUACUUAAGCGUGUGUAUUGUAUGUGCAAUAGAUACCCCAAUGCCUUGGAUUAGAUUAGGAGAUGUAAUAUCUUUAAUUUUAUUUCUUGUAUCAACGUAAUGUCAGCUGGGACCUGUAAUUAAUCAACGGUUGAUAGUUGAAAAAUAGGUUCAUGGCAGUUUAUUCAUGAUUUUGGCCAA
Molecule: messenger RNA, 1916 nt
Organism: Prunus persica (peach)
Lineage: Eukaryota; Viridiplantae; Streptophyta; Magnoliopsida; Rosales; Rosaceae
Product: anaphase-promoting complex subunit 6-like
Exons: 18
Coding region: 356-1696 (446 amino acids)
Biological process (GO): cell division
Molecular function (GO): protein binding
Source: RefSeq, a predicted model, not a curated record